AUCAUUUUUGUGUUUCGAAUAGUAAACCGUCACUACGUUUAGUUAUUGCAAAAAUGCUGCGCUAUUGGUUGUGUUUUGCGAGUGCGCUGUGCCUGGCGGGGUACUGUGAUGCGAAUUACUGCAGAGACGCGAACUUAUGUUGUCCCGGACGAGAUAGUUCCUGCGUGGUGCAGAAAGCGCAUCAAAACGCGAUCAUAGAAGACAAGCCAUGUUACUGUGACCACGCUUGCUUGAAGCUGGGAGAUUGCUGUCCCGAUUUUCGAGAGACUUGUGGAGUGAUCGACUGCGUAAUAUCAGCAUGGGGUCCAUGGUCAGACUGCGACACGUCCUGCGGAUCAGGCAGCAUGGUGCGGAGCAGACGCGUGGUCCAGGCGCCUGCGCAUGGUGGACGGCACUGCCCUUCUCUGGUCCAGCGCAGAGCUUGUCAGGAACAUCAUGGUUGUUCUCCUGAUAGCGAUGUGCCUUUAAGAGAGGAGACGGCAAUGAUCCUGCCGGGUGGACUGUCCGUGAGCCGGCAUUCAAACGACACCGUGGAUAUCCGCAAGAACCUUCGGCUACGUAAUCCGGAUGAUCCUGAGUCCAAUUCACAUAGAGAAUACUGCGUGCAGUUCGAAAUAACAAAAGUCUCCAAGGGAUGCCACAUAGACUCCGAUUACAAAGCACUACGAGAAGGAACCACAGUAUGUGUACUUUGCGAAUCGGCGGCUCUUCGACGUGACCUAAAAUGGCGGUGCAGUGGACACGGUGUGACCGGCCACAACACCCGCUUCUACGCUCUAGUGGCUCCACACUGCCACGGAAAAUGGCUACGUACCGCACACACGCCUGAGAAGACUAGCCAGUGCUGCACCAAUCCCGACUUUAUCUUUGUUUAAGUAAUUAUAGAUCUUCUAUGCUACACCUAACACAAUUGCCUUUUCUUUUUUUUAUAUUAGUUUAUGGGAUAAUUAGCAAUAGUAUUGCUUGGCCAAUUGUCCGUGCGGUUUUUGCUACUAGCUAACAUUGAACAAUAAAACUUUUUUCUUUUGAAAAGUUAUAUUGUCUAUGGUAAUUUUAAAACUAAUAUUUUAGCACGUACUUUGAGAAUAGGCUGGAAAGUUAAGACUUGAUACUUAUACUUAUUGUUUAUUACUUAUUGUUUCAGAAUUAAUUUUGCUUACAAACGAAAUUAAAGCAUUUGAAAAUGUUUAUCGUAUACUAUACUUGUUCUAUUUAGUUCAGUUGAUAUAA
Hyposmocoma kahamanoa is the source of this 1230-nucleotide messenger RNA. RefSeq names its product somatomedin-B and thrombospondin type-1 domain-containing protein-like. The transcript is spliced from 5 exons. NCBI's taxonomy places the organism in Eukaryota, Metazoa, Arthropoda, Insecta, Lepidoptera, Cosmopterigidae. The record is from RefSeq and is a predicted model, not a curated record. The coding region runs from base 54 to 875 and encodes 273 amino acids.